Messenger RNA from Poeciliopsis prolifica (blackstripe livebearer), 2427 nucleotides. RefSeq names its product protein kinase, interferon-inducible double stranded RNA dependent activator (gene prkra). Bases 213 to 1121 code for a protein of 302 amino acids. NCBI's taxonomy places the organism in Eukaryota, Metazoa, Chordata, Actinopteri, Cyprinodontiformes, Poeciliidae. The transcript is spliced from 9 exons. The record is from RefSeq and is a predicted model, not a curated record.
CUCCUCUGCUGUGAAACCUCCUUAGUUGACAGCUUUUAUGACCUGGCAGUUUAACUAGUGAUGUUACGAAAAUAAACAAAACACAAAUGUGUAAGAAACAGCAGAGGGACCUUUAGGUUGUAGUUUCUCCUACAACGUCGCUGCGCUGGCCCUUUAAGAAAGCCGGGGAUCAAAGAGUCCUUCUGAUAGCAGAACAAGCUUAUACCAUAAACAUGUCUGAACAAGCAUAUCAGGCACCAGCUGCUCCUGACAGAAGCCUGAGCACACCGGAACCACAGAGGACGGGCUCCUGGAAGACACCCAUACAAAUCUUGUAUGAACAUGGAGUCGUUAGUGGUGAUCUCCCCGUGUUUGUGAUGGAGAAAGCAGAAGGAGAGGCUCAUCAGCCCAGCUUCGUCUUCAGCGUGACAAUAGGAGGCGUUAAAUGUGCAGGUCAGGGACCCAGUAAAAAGGCAGCUAAGCAACAGGCUGCAGAGGCCGCACUGAAAAUUUUGAACAUCGACUCUGAAAGUGGGGCCAUUUCUGGGAGGUCCAACACUAAUGGCAUCAUAGUAGCAGAACCAAACAACCCCGUGGGCCUGCUGCAGGCCCUGGCGUUGCAGAGAAGAUGGCGUGUUCCUGAAUACAUUAUUUUAACAGAGAGCGGGCCGCCACACCGAAAAGAGUUCACAGUAAUCUGUAGACUGGAGUCGCUGACCGAACAGGGGGUUGGAAACACCAAAAAAGCAGCAAAAAAGGAAGCAGCAGAGAAAAUGGUGGUGAAGCUUCAGAGUUUGUCAGGAUCCUCUGAGAUCACAUGGACUCCUAAUCCAAGUACUUGCUUUGAGAACAUCAGGAACUCCACAGCAGAGAGGAUCUCUCUACUCAGGAGAAAUCCUCUGAGCAUUCCCAACACUGACUACAUUCAGAUGCUGCUUGAUCUCUCCAAAGAGCAAGGCUUUGAGGUCACAUACUUUGACAUAGAUGAGCUGACGGUGAACGGUCAGUACCAGUGCCUGGCAGAGCUGUCCACCUCCCCCGUCACCGUGUGCCAUGGCACCGGCAUCUCCUGCAGCAACGCCCACAACGACGCGGCGCACAGCGCCCUCCAGUACAUGAAGAUCAUGGCUUCCAGCAAAUGAAAAUCCCAACUUGCACCAACAGAUUCUCCACCAGACCCCAUCAUAUGCACUCAUCUGUGUCAAAGAGCAGCUCUGUUUGAGCUCUGAUCUCAACUCUUAGCAUAAGCAGGUUUUUCAUGGUGCUUUUAAGAGGCUUCAACUAUUCAGAGUAUUUAAGCAAAUGUUAAGUAAGAGCAACAAAUUAGCUUUUUAACUUAUCUUGAAGCAAUCAUGCUUUGUUCAUUUAGAUUUCACACUGCUGGCUUGGCUCUUUCACUUGAUUUACAGUCAGGAGGGAAGUUACUUCAGUUACCAGUUAGGUUUGUUUGUUUUUUAACUGUUAUCACAAAAAAUUGUAUAUCAGGAGAAGAAACAGUUUGACUGUUAGGAAUGUUUCCAUUUAGAUCCAUCCCAGAAAUUCAGCUUGUAAACAGUGGAUCCAGAAAGUGUUCACAGUCCUUCACUUUCUCUGCAUCUUGUUUUAAUCUCUUUCCUCAAAAUCCUCCGCCCUUCUCCCCCGACCGCUCAGUUCAACGGGCCAACCAGCUCCAGUUUGAGUCCUUCUACCAUUUACCAGUGAUGGAGACCAAUGAGGUCAUUGGGACCUUCGCCAGAUCUGAGUCUCAAUACAAUUCUUUUGAUUUCAUUCUUUGUUUUUGACCUCUGAUCUGCACUAUUAACAGUGGAACCAUAUGUAGAUGCAUGUGCCUUUCAAAAUCAACUGUAUUCACCACAGGUGAACUCCAUGUUAGCUGCAGUCAUCUGAAUUUUGAGCUUCAUAGCAAAGGCUGUGAAAACUUACAUAAAUGGGACUUUUCCAUCGCCUUUUUUUUCAGUAAAUUUACACAAAUCAAUUUGUUUUUUCAAUAUUGUCAUAAAAUGGCAUAUUUGUGUGUAGAGAUUAAUUUAAGAUAAUUUAGAAUAAUGCUCUAAUGUAUUAAAAUGUGUGGAAAGUGCAGCUCUGUGAAUACUUUCUGGACAUUUUGUCAGAAAUGCUCCCUUGAAUGCGGUGUGUUCUUAAAACAGCUACUUUCAUACUCUCCCAUGGUGCAGCUAAAUGUAUAGAUGUGAUCCUCUUAACUACACUUCCAACCUGUGUCAGACCGGAUUCUCGGUUUGUUUUGAAACCAGCAAAUAAACCCAAUCAACUCCUGAAUUAUGGCUGCUGUUUGCUCACCGUCCGGCUGAUGGUUGUUGCAGUUAUUGGUGGAGCUAUUUCUCCGAGGAGCUGUCCAUCAGGCUCAGUUAAGAUUACUUCAGUUAUUUCUAUUUACUAAAUGCCACAAUGAUGACACGCAAAAAUAAAAUUCUCUUAUCAGUUUCUUCA